CCGGAAAGGCAAAAAAGCACACAUAUUUGAAAAUAAGAGGAGCCGGUUCCCAGCAGCACAUCACACUUUGCAGGAAGUCAAUAGAGAAGUACUCCUUAUUUGAAAAUAAGAGUUUGAGCGGAGUAAGUAGUAGUUUGUUCUUAAAAAUGAGAACAGCUUCCAUAUUUGGUUGAUAUCGAUCACGUUCAAUAGAAAGAAAGGUUAGAAAGCCUAGCGAACCAGAAAGGUGUACUGCAAGCAAGCAAGACUAUUAUCUAGCGGCUAGUGUGAUAUGGGUCAAGUGCAGAGUGGGGACGAAGCUGCUGCAGCAGCAUCAGCCGAUCAAUCUCAUAUCCCUGCCGCUACUCAAAGUGCUUCAUCGCCCACCGAUUCCGCGCUCCACCAGUCUUCGCCGCAGCCUUCGCUUGAUUCAUUAAUUGCAGAAGCUGCAGCUUAUGGAGCAAGUGGUGCUAAUGAGUCACUUGAUGAGAAGGCUGAGAAAGCCCUGGAAUGUCCUUGCAUUGCUCACCUUAGGAGUGGUCCCUGUGGUUCACAGUUCUCUGAUGCUUUCCUCUGUUUCCUCAAAAGCACAGCUGAAGAAAAGGGCUCGGACUGUGUUCAACCUUUUGUGGCUCUGCAGAACUGUAUAAAGACAAAUCCAGAUGCAUUCUCAAAGGAUAUCCUUGUUGAUGAUGAGGCCUCCCGCAAAGAAGAAGCCAGUAAACAGGACGAAAUUCCCACAAAACAACAUAAAAUCAUUCCACCAAUGUGGUCUGCCCAAUCAAAAGGGGCAAAGCACAAGUCAUAGAGGGUUAUUAUGCCUUUUUACUCUCUAGUAUAGGGUCCUAAUUGAAUGUAGUAGCUCUCAAAGCCAGAUUUAUACUACCCUCUCUGAAAUAGAUGUGCAUUUUAACCGUCUGAGCAUAUUUAGAUAAAAAAUAGAGGGAUAAAGAAUAGAACUAGAGAUGCUAUUUUACAGUUUCCUUAAAAAAAGUACGGGUAGUAGUGGUACUGGGAAAAUUGAUCCAAAAUUUGUUCUACAGAAAAUUGCACUUUUGGUGUCCCACACUUGUGGUGAUAGUGGAUUUGGUUCCAAAUUUAAGAAUCACAACGUUGUCUCUCAAUUUUUAGCAAGUUUAAACUCCGUUAAUUU
Cuscuta epithymum is the source of this 1132-nucleotide messenger RNA. The record is from the annotation of a GenBank genome assembly. Lineage: Eukaryota; Viridiplantae; Streptophyta; Magnoliopsida; Solanales; Convolvulaceae.